Molecule: messenger RNA, 490 nt
Organism: Stylophora pistillata
Lineage: Eukaryota; Metazoa; Cnidaria; Anthozoa; Scleractinia; Pocilloporidae
Source: RefSeq, a predicted model, not a curated record
CUCUUUCUUCUUGCAGUAACCAACGCUAACAGGAAAGAACUGGAAAAUGCAGGUUUCAACUGCGCUGUUAUUCACAAUGGCUACUCUGUCGUUGUCUGUUGCCAUUAGAGGGUCGCCAAUCUUCCAUGCUGGAGAUGAUGUACUUUCUCCCAAGAACCUUGAAGCGAGAAAAGUCAAACAAGGAAAAGCACAGAAGAGAAUAUGUGGAAUCUCCCUCUAUGGCUGCAGGCAUAGCAAAAGAUCAUGGUUGGAACAGUUGUAUAAAAAACGCAGUUAUGAAGCUCGUCCGCCGUUCGGAGAAGAAGCUAUCAAGUCUCAGAACUCGCGAAGAGGCAACUCAUUAUUAGUACGCUAACUAAGAAAAUGUUGUUGUUGUCACAAGGCUGGUGUAUCUAAAAACAAAAAAGUGAAAUAACCUACAAAUACAAUGCAAUAAUUAUUCUUACACUUAAUACACGCCUCUUUGAUGACUUGGCCGUUUAUCCCAGAU